AUGUAUCAACAACCGAAUCAUUCACAACAGUCGUCGGAGUCUCUUAGAAGAUUUUCUUCAAACAAUCCAUUCCGCCAAUUCAAGGCCCCUACACACGCUAACCAAUCGACUGGCUCUUUCAGAUCGUCAAAUUCAGCAUUUGACGAUUGGGUUGAGAAAAAUAAAAAACUUAUGGAUCAUUCAGAUGAUGAAGUGACUGAAGAUACAAUUGUAAACAUGUACGGUGGGUCUGUAUCGCCUACCAAAGAGGUUGUACACCAACCACCGAAAAUGCCCGCUGCUCCAAUUAGAGCCGGUAGUGACAGUAGUGUCAACUACGCUCCCAAUGUGGAAAGAAAAAUGUCAUCCAAUAACCCCUUUGCCGCUGCAUUGAACGAGCCUAAUGCUUACGUUCACCACAGAGACCCACCACCACCACCUGGCACCCAGACCAGAACGCGUACCAAUACGCCUCCUGCUCGUCCUCCAAAACCUUCAGGAUUAGCUCCACCUUCAUAUGAAGAGGCCGCCGGCCCAGAAGUGUCUAGAAGUUCAGAAUACCCACGAGAAAAACCAGCGUCGUCGACCUCGUCGUCGUCGUCGAGACCCCCUGAACAUCAAUCAACCAGGGACGCGUCCAAUAGACCCCCACGUCGUUCUAGAAGCGAGUCCGAUAAGAAAACAUCUUCUCACCGUCAUAGAGAUAGAAGCGAUAAGGAUAGAGAAAGAAGACAUAAAAAGUCUCCUUCGAAGAAGGCUGCACAACCAGUCAAGUCCAAGAAUUUGGAUACCAUUGAUAAGUUGGAUGUCACCGGAUUCUUUGGAGGUGGAUUCCAUCAUGAUGGACCCUUUGAUGCAUGUACUCCACAUCGUAACAAAAACGUUAAAGCUGCUCCUGUGAUGGCAUUCCCAGCUGAUGGGCCAAACAAUUCCAUAUCUGGAUCUAAGGUCAACAAACAUCCUCAUAUGAAUAUGGCAUUUGGUAAUUACGAUGAAUCACAAAAUGAAAUUGUUGGUAGAGCCCCUGGAAAGGUUGAUGUUCCUUACACUAAAACCAACCACUCCAACAAUAGCGAUCCCACUGCUGCCUUGUACUUACCUAAGCAUAACCCAUCAGUAGUUAACUUUGAUGCCAAUCAAAAGGCUGUGCCAGUACACGGGGAAGUUACCCCUGGCUUAGGAUCAUCCACAUUUGUUGACGGUGCACCAGCUCCAAAGGCAGCAGCUGCCGACGAAUAUUUAGCACCUCCCAACGGAGGUGGAUUGGGUAGAAAGAAGUCCCUUGUUCAAAGAUUAAGGAAAAACAGUAAUAGUGAGAAUAAUUCAAGACGAGGCUCCAAUGAUUCACCUGAACCAAGGAGUUAUUUAACUGCUGAAGAAGAAGGUUCUGGAAAUUCACUUCUUAAAAGAGUAAGGAGUUUAAAGGUUGGGAGAAAGUAG
Molecule: messenger RNA, 1419 nt
Organism: [Candida] anglica
Lineage: Eukaryota; Fungi; Ascomycota; Pichiomycetes; Serinales; Debaryomycetaceae
Source: the annotation of a GenBank genome assembly